UGCUUACUGCGAAUGGUGAAAUCGCACUGUGAAUAUUGUGUAGUCAUUGUGUCGAGCGCGUUCUGGAAUUUUCAGUCAAUUUUAGAAUUAUUAUAAAAAACAGUCACAAAGCAUAUUCAGCAUUUACUUCAUCACAAGCAACUGAGCAACGAAGUUAGUACGUAAUAAUGGAGUUUCCACAUUUGGGCCAACACUGCAACGAACCCACAUGCAACAGAUUAGACUUCCUGCCUGUUAAGUGUGACUCAUGCGAUAAGGUGUUCUGUGCCAGCCACUACAACUACGAACGUCACAAUUGCCCUGGUGCUCACAAGAAGAAUUUUCAAGUGCCCAUAUGUCCGCUGUGCGGAGAGCCUGUGCCCACAGCUCCGGGAGUGGAGCCCGACCUAACGGUUAGCCAGCAUAUAGAUAAGCAAUGCAAAUCGGAUAGCAAAAAAAUCUACACGAAUCGCUGUCAUGCCAAGGGCUGCAAACGCAAAGAGCUGAUACCCGUUCAGUGUUCACAAUGCAAAUUAAACUUUUGUCUACGUCAUCGCCACACCAGUGACCAUGACUGUAAGCCAGUCUCUACUACCUCUACUUCAACUUCAGCUGGCACAUCACAGGGUAUUUUUAAAAUAUUCUCCGAUACGCGUGCAAUGGCAGCGCAGGCAGCUGAAAAGCGACUUCAAAGCAAAGCACAAGUAAAUACCAAAGCUCGGCAAGUGCCUGCAGCCACUACAGCUGUUGCACAACGCACUCAAGUGCAAAAUAUUCAAGGAAAUAUGACUGAAGACGAGGCUCUGGCGCAUGCUCUGGCUUUAUCUAUUAUGGAACAAGAUGACGCAGCUGAAACCAAUCGUCGCGGAGCAACAACGCCAACAACAUCUGCCCAACGCGUUACGACUGUGGGUGGUCGCGAUCCACAGCAAGCAAAUGGGAAAGACAAAUGCUUACUAUCUUAGUGUAAAGAUUCGAAACGGAAACAUAUCCAUCACUUGACCAACAGCCAGCGUGCGCUGCCUCUUGUUAUAUGUUUAGAUAUUUAGGUAAACCAAUUCAUCAUAUUGUUUGUAAUUUAUGUUUAAUGUUGAUAAUUUACUUUGACUUCGUCACAUUCUCUGCAUGCUUAAGGCUGCUCUUAGCAAAUAUAAUUCAAAAUCGAGCCGGUUUCAAAAUAUCUCUUAGCUCGGUUGUAGAAACUGGCUCGAUUGAUUAGCUCUACUUGGGUAGAAUAAACUGUAAUAUACAUGUUGAAUCGCUUUAGCUUUAUAAAUACAUACAUAGGUGA
Messenger RNA from Drosophila hydei, 1270 nucleotides. Its product is annotated as AN1-type zinc finger protein 2A. Gene Ontology annotation, molecular function: zinc ion binding. Gene Ontology annotation, biological process: protein targeting to ER; proteasome-mediated ubiquitin-dependent protein catabolic process. NCBI's taxonomy places the organism in Eukaryota, Metazoa, Arthropoda, Insecta, Diptera, Drosophilidae. The record is from RefSeq and is a predicted model, not a curated record. Gene Ontology annotation, cellular component: cytoplasm; endoplasmic reticulum. The transcript is spliced from 3 exons. Bases 168 to 944 code for a protein of 258 amino acids.